CUUGGUGAUGGGAGCAGGACAGAGGCCGAUAAAGGGGAAGAGACGACCAGGGUCUGCAGAGCCCUAAGCUGUGGUCCGGGAAGGAGAAGGGUUGAGGUGGAGGAUGGGCAUUUGUGCCCCGGCGGGAGGCGGGGCGGCCUCACAUUGGCCCAGCGGGCGCCCCUCCUCGCCGGGUUGACCCGGCCAAGGCCCAGGAAAAGCUGAGGCGAUAUCGGCGACAGAGGAGAAAUGGCUGAGUUUACGCGGCUGCAGAACGCCCUGGCGCUGCUUCGCCUACGAAACCCGCCGGUCAACGCUCUCAGUGUGUCUGUACUCCAUGGAAUAAAAGAGGGGUUGCAGAAAGCUCUAACAGAUCGUACAGUAAAAGCCAUUGUGAUUUGUGGAACAGAUGGCAUCUUCUCUGCAGGUGCCGAUAUCCAUGGCUUCAGCGCUCAUAAAACCUCUGACUUAACACUGGGAGAUAUAGUAGAUAAAAUACAGAGAUAUGAGAAGCCUGUGGUGGCUGCUAUCCAAGGCUUGGCUUUAGGAGGAGGACUGGAGCUGGCCCUGGGCUGUCACUAUAGGAUUGCCCAUGCAGAGGCUCAAGUUGGCUUUCCAGAAGUCACACUUGGAAUCCUUCCUGGUGCAAGAGGAACCCAGCUUCUCCCCAGACUUAUUGGAGUUCCUGCUGCACUUGACUUAAUUACCUCGGGAAGACAUAUUUCAGCAAAUGAAGCCCGUAAGCUGGGUAUUCUAGAUGAAGUUGUGAACUCAGACCCAGUUGAAGAAGCAAUCAGAUUUGCCCAGAGAGUUUUAGAUCAAACUCUAGAAUCCCGUAGAAUCUGCAAUAAGUCAGUUCAGAGCUUGUCCAACAUGGACACCAUUUUCAGUGAAGCCCUUUUGAAGAUGCGAAAGCAGUACCCUGGGUGCCUUGCUCAGGAGACUUGCGUCCGUGCAGUCCAGGCCGCUGUCCAAUAUCCCUAUGAGACGGGCAUCAAGAAGGAAGAGGAGCUGUUUAUGUACCUUCAGAAAUCAGGGCAGGCUAGAGCCCUGCAAUAUGCUUUCUUGGCGGAGAGGAGUGCAAAUAAGUGGUCCACUCCCUCUGGAGCAUCCUGGAAAACAGCAUCGGCACAGCCCAUCUCCUCUGUUGGCGUUCUCGGCUUGGGAACGAUGGGCCGAGGCAUUGCUGUUUCUUUUGCAAAGGCCAAAAUCCCUGUGAUUGCUGUAGAACCAGACAAGAAGCAACUAGAGAAUGCAAACAAGAUAAUAACCUCCCUCUUGGAAAAGGAAGCAUCCAAAAUGCAGCAGAGUGGCCAUCCUUGGUCAGGACCAAAACCCAGGUUAACUACAUCUAUGAAAGAGCUUAGUGGUGUAGAUUUAGUCAUUGAAGCAGUAUUUGAGGAAAUGAACCUGAAGAAACAGGUCUUUGCUGAGCUGUCAGCCGUGUGCAAGCCACAAGCAUUUUUGUGCACCAAUACUUCCGCCCUGGACAUUGAUGAAAUUGCUUCUUCCACCAAUCGUCCUCACUUAGUCAUUGGCACCCACUUCUUCUCACCAGCUCAUGUGAUGAAGUUGUUAGAGGUUAUUCCCAGCCGAUACUCUUCCCCCACUACCAUUGCCACUGUUAUGAAUUUAUCAAAAAAGAUUAAGAAAAUUGGAGUAGUUGUAGGCAACUGUUUUGGAUUUGUUGGAAAUCGAAUGUUGAAGCCUUAUUAUGAUCAGACAUAUUUCUUAUUAGAAGAUGGCAGUAUGCCAGAGGAGAUAGAUCAGGUGCUGGAAGAGUUUGGUUUCAGAAUGGGACCUUUUAGAGUAUCUGAUCUUGCUGGGUUGGAUAUAGGUUGGAAAUCUCGGAAAGGGCAAGGUCUUACUGGACCUGCAUUGCCUCCAGGAACUUCUGCCCGAAAGCGAGGCAACCAGAGAUACUGCCCAGUUCCUGAUAUGCUCUGUGAAUUGGGACGGUUUGGCCAGAAGACAGGUAAGGGUUGGUACCUUUAUGAUAAGCCAUUGGGUAGGAUUCACAAACCUGAUCCCUGGUUUUCCAAAUUUCUGACACAGUACAGAGAAACCCAUCACAUUGAACCACGUGUCAUUAGCCGGGAUGAGAUCCUUGACCGCUGCUUAUAUUCACUCAUCAAUGAAGCAUUCCGCAUCCUGGAAGAUGGGAUAGCAGCUACCCCAGAGCACAUUGAUGUGAUCUAUUUACACGGGUAUGGAUGGCCAAGGCACAGGGGUGGGCCUAUGUUCUAUGCUUCCACAGUUGGGUUGCCCAUAGUGCUAGAGAAGUUGCAGAAAUAUCACAGGCAGAAUCCUGAUAUUCCCCAACUGGAGCCUUGUGACUAUCUGAAAAAACUGGCUUCCCAGGGAAACCCUCCCCUGAAAGAAUGGCAAAGCUUGGCAGGACCCCCCAGCAGUAAGUUGUGAUUCAGCCUUUUGGGUUUUGACUCACAUACUGGCAUCAGGUAAUGCUUGCUGAAUUUCAUUGAAAUUAAAUCCAAGAUCCAAAGUAAGAGGGCUCUGAAAUACAAAGCAAAAGGAAUAAUCAGUUGGCUAAACUUCCUCUUUGGGUCUUCUGUCUGAUGGUAAUUCUAAUGUCAGAUCUUCAGGAAUGUGCUUCUUAUGCCUCAGAAUCUGUCCCUAACAGAUAAAUGACUUUAAUUACGGGGAAUAAACUUGUGUUAACACCAUAAUAGCUAAGGAGAAAGCCUCAGGAAUAAGUUGAGGUUCUCAAAUUCUUUGAUCUUUGGAGGAAUAUAUCAUCAAUUGUUAACUGAUAAAUGCAGCUGAGUCCUAAAUUCAUUUUGAGCCCUUUCAGCCUCACACAUGUAGGAAGUCUUAUGGACCCUUCACUCAACAGACAUUUAUUGUGCCCCCCUGAGCAUCUUGCACAGCACUCAACAGAUCUAGAGUCCAGAGGGGCAUUAAUCCUGCAAGGAAGCUGGGAUAAAGCUCAGUUCAUAGCCUCAGAGGUGGAGCAGAGAUGGUUGGCAGGGUAGAGUCGGCAGUGAGGGUCUCUAUGCAUGAGUUGAAAAGCUGCCCAAGGAGAGGCAGAGGCAAUAACCAGAGGCAAGGUAUCAACAGCAGAACAGUGUUAAUGCUGUAGGCCAAACACAGUUGGGAAUCGGUGAGGAAAUCACAAUCUUCCCACCAGAAUGUGGAACUCAGGGUAGUGUGGCAAGCCAUGCUCAAUAACCAUUCCUGUCCAAGGCCCAUGUGCAUAGUUGUCUUUGCUGUUUGUUCCCAAUGUUUGAUGGUAAUUUCCUCAGGACCCGGAAUGUCUACAACCUGGUUGGUCAGUCUUUCUUUCUCUCUCUCUCUCCUUCUUGGCCCAUACUUGUGGCAUAAGGAGGUUCCCAGGCAAGGGGUCCAUUC
Molecule: messenger RNA, 3348 nt
Organism: Phacochoerus africanus (Common warthog)
Lineage: Eukaryota; Metazoa; Chordata; Mammalia; Artiodactyla; Suidae
Gene: EHHADH
Product: enoyl-CoA hydratase and 3-hydroxyacyl CoA dehydrogenase
Exons: 7
Coding region: 229-2400 (723 amino acids)
Biological process (GO): fatty acid beta-oxidation
Cellular component (GO): peroxisome
Molecular function (GO): (3S)-3-hydroxyacyl-CoA dehydrogenase (NAD+) activity; NAD+ binding
Source: RefSeq, a predicted model, not a curated record